CAAAUUCUCCAUCAUCUCAAUCCUCUCCAUUCUUAAAAUACAAAGAAACAAAAAAAAAUUGGUUCCAAUGCAACUCCAACACUCACUUCAACUCUCUGUUCAAAGCAUCAACUGGACAUACAGCAUCUUUUGGCAGCUCAAUCCCCAAAACCAGGUGUUGGAGUGGAAAGAUGGAUAUUACAAUGGGAUUAUUAAGAGUAGGAAAACAGUUUUAGGACCAUUUGAGGUGAGUUUGGAGGAUGAUGCAGUUCAGAGAAGUAGGCAGUUGAGGGAGCUAUAUGAUGCUCUGGUUUCCGAGCAGCUUGUGGGCUCUUCUCCGGCGCCGGUUGGGCUCUCGCCGGAGGACCUCACGGAGGUGGAGUGGUUCUAUCUUGUUAGUGUCUCUUUCUCCUUCUCUUCCGGUGAAGGGUUACCAGGAAAAGCAUUUGAAAGACAAAGGCAUGUUUGGUUGACAAGAGCAAAUGAGGGUAAUAGGAAAGACUUAUGCAGAGCCAUUCUUUGCAAGAGUGCUGGUAUUCAGACGCUUGUGUGCAUACCGAUCUUGGAUGGUGUCCUUGAGUUUGGCACCACGGAAAAGGUUGAAGAAGAUCUAAGUGUGAUCCAACAAGCAAAAAGUCUUUUUAAAGAAAAUGAGAAUGAUAAGCCUACACUGUCAGAGCAAUCAACCUCUAGUCCUGUGAACAAUUCAAUGUUUGGUUUCCGACAUCUUGUAAACGCGGCACCAAUGAAUGUGGAUGCACAACAAGGAGGAACUGAUGAAGAAGAGGAAGAGGAUGAUGAUGAUGAUGUAGAGGAUGAAGGCGACAUCGGUUAUCUUGUGAUGUCUGAAGAUGUUGGCUCGGAUAAUUCAAACUCUGUUAGUGAAUGUGCUCAACCAUCAGACGAUGAGUGCUCGGAGACUAUUUCAUCACUUCCACAAAAUAAUUUGAUCGAAACGGCAAAGUCUAUGUCUGUGGGUUCUUUAGUACAUUCCAAAAACUCGGCAUUCACAGAAUGGGGAUCACACAAUGGGAAUCACUUCCUCAGUUUUUUCUCCAGAAGAACCUCACAACGAAUGUUAAAAUUCAUGUUAUUCAAAGUUCCUGAUCUUCAUUGCGCUUCAAUUCAAGAUUCAUUUCAAGAAGAACUAAGUACCAAUCAUGUUCUUGCGGAGAGGAGGAGAAGAGAGAAGAUCAACAAAAGAUUUAUUGUUCUCCGUUCUAUAGUCCCAUUUGUUACCAAGAUGGAUAAAACUUCGAUACUCGAGAGUACAAUCGAGUAUCUGGAACGACUUCAAAGACAAAUCGAAGAACUUAAAUCAAGAAAAGAGAAGAUGGGAAUUAAUUUGCAAACAAUGAACACCGAAACAUCAAAAGUUGAGACACCAUGCAGUACAAAUGUGAAGGUUUCUAUCAUUGAGGCCAAUGCUCUUUUUAAGCUGCAAUGUCCUUACAAAGAUGGAUUAUUGUUCAAAAUAAUGCAGAAACUUCAUGAGCUUGGAUUGGAGACUACAUCUAUUCAAUCUUCCACCGUUAAUAAGAUUUUUGUCGCGGAAUUGCGAGCUAAGGUCAAAGAAAUAAAUGGAAGGAAAGCCACUAUUAUGGAGGUGAAAAGAGCAAUUUAUCAAAUUUUCUCUUGACAUUGAUCUCAUUGACUAUGAUGGAGUGAAUGAAUCAAAACUCUUUUUUAUUGUAUGCACUAGUGUUAAUUUCUCA
Messenger RNA from Dioscorea cayenensis subsp. rotundata (Guinea yam), 1694 nucleotides. Its product is annotated as basic helix-loop-helix protein A-like. Gene Ontology annotation, molecular function: protein dimerization activity. The record is from RefSeq and is a predicted model, not a curated record. The coding region runs from base 68 to 1618 and encodes 516 amino acids. NCBI's taxonomy places the organism in Eukaryota, Viridiplantae, Streptophyta, Magnoliopsida, Dioscoreales, Dioscoreaceae. The transcript has 9 exons.